GACAUCCGCCAUGGCCACCUUUACGGGCUGCACACUCCACCGCGGGUGCUCCCGCAAGCAGAGGCCACAUCUCACCAAGAUGGAACGGGUGAUCGUGAGUAUGCAGGACCCGGACCAGGGCGUGAAGAUGCGAAGCCAGCGCCUUCUGAUCACCGUCAUUCCCCACGCUGUAGCGGGCAGAGACAUCGUGGAAUGGCUGGUCCGGAAGUUCUGCAUCUCCGAGGAGGAAGCCCUGCACCUGGGCACACUCCUGGCGCAGCACGGCUACAUCUACCCCCUGCGUGAGUCGGGAGGCCUGAUGCUCCGGCAGGAUGAGACACCCUACAGGUUUCAGACACCCUACUUCUGGACAAGCACGCUGUGGCCAGCUGCUGAGCUAGACUAUGCCAUCUACCUGGCUAAGAAGAACAUCCAGAAACAAGGGGCCCUGGCAGACUAUGAGAAGGAACACUAUGCCCAGCUGAACAAGAAGAUCAACCAUGCGUGGGAUCUAGUAGUGAUGCAGGCUCGAGAGCAGCUGCGGGCGGCGAAACAGCGCCGCAAGGGAGACAGGCUGGUCAUUUCGUGUCAGGAGCAGACAUACUGGCUGGUGAACAAGUCCCCUCCUGGGGCACCUAACGUCUUGGAGCAGGGUCCUGAGAGAGGCUCUUACAACUCCAGCCGCAUGCAGGCGAGCUCGGAUUUCUAUAGGUGUGAGAUUGAGUGCUUCAGGAAGGCGCUGGGCCGGAACCGGGUGAAGUCCUCUGCCUGCCUUGAGGCGUACCUGAAGUUCAGCAGCCAGCACGGCCCGCAUGAUCCCAUCAUGUCAGGGUGCCUGCCCAGCAACCCCUGGAUCACAGAUGAUGUCACCUACUGGGCCAUGAAUUCGCCCAACGCGGCUGCUCCUACAAAGCUCCGUGUUGAGCGAUGGAGCUUCAGCUUCCGGGAGCUCCUGGAUGACCCGGUGGGGCGUGCCCACUUCAUGGACUUCCUCCAGAAGGAGUUCAGUGCGGAAAACCUCAGCUUCUGGGAGGCCUGUGAGGAGCUGCGCUUUGGCGGACAGGCCCAGGUCCCUGCCUUGGUGGAUGCUGUGUAUCAGCAGUUUCUGGCCCCUGGAGCUGCCCGCUGGAUCAACAUUGACAGCCGGACGAUGGAGUGGACCCUGGAGGGGCUGCGACAGCCACACCGCUAUGUGCUGGAUGCAGCGCAGCUGCACAUCUACAUGCUCAUGAAGAAGGACUCCUAUCCAAGGUUCCUCAAGUCUGACUUGUACAAAGGCCUGCUGGAGGAAGCUGUGAUCCCACUGGAGACCAAGCGCUGGGCAUUUCCAUUCUUGAGGAAGCCUCUGCACUCAAGCCCUAGCCCUGCCCUCCAAUCUACCCCUGGGGAGCCUGCGGCAGCCAGCACCCCCACAAGUGGCAAUGGGCAGUAGAUGGAUACUGGGCCCCAGCACUGGUACCUCCCUGUGUAGAGAGGCCCUUUAGCCUCCACUAAGUAAGUCAUCCCCUGCCUAGUCUGGCCCAGCCACUGAUUCCUAGGGAAAGAUUUCAUUGGCUGACCCUUGCCAGGACAACUUGUUCUAGAAGAAGGGUAAAAUCAGGGUCCUCAGGGUUCCUGGUAUUCUGGAGGGUACAGUUCAGGACAGGUAGCUAUUUCAACUCUAGAUGUUAAGUCAGUGACACAGGAGGAGUUGUCUCUGGCCACACUACCCUAUUCAGAG
This is a messenger RNA of Acomys russatus (golden spiny mouse), 1699 nucleotides long. It is a transcript of the gene Rgs11, whose product is annotated as regulator of G protein signaling 11. The coding region runs from base 11 to 1411 and encodes 466 amino acids. Gene Ontology annotation, biological process: G protein-coupled receptor signaling pathway; intracellular signal transduction; regulation of G protein-coupled receptor signaling pathway. Lineage: Eukaryota; Metazoa; Chordata; Mammalia; Rodentia; Muridae. The transcript has 17 exons. The record is from RefSeq and is a predicted model, not a curated record.